AUGCACUUCAUCAACCUUCUCCUUGCUCUCGUUGUCGAAGCCUUGUUGGUCGCGGCCAUCCCUCGACUUGAAGAAGAUGUACCCACGACUUCGAAUGCCAGCUACGCAAAUCACACAAUCUAUACUACUGUGUACAAUUCCACCGGUACUGUUUCUGUUGCCCACACUACUCGAACAACGGAGCCUUCAGCAGAGACCACAAGUGGUGCUGUGAGCAACUCGACUUCAACCAUCAGCUCUUCUCAAAGCCGCCCAACGCUUCCGUUCUCAGCAGUCGCCAUUCGGUCAGGUUCUCCAAUACAUUUCCUCCCAAUCAACGCUGCUGAUUUCCGGUUUUGGCUCGGUGGUCAAACUAAAUCGUACUGCCCAAAGCUCGUUCAAGAUCUUGGUGACUGUCCUCCCGGAGACUUAACCGCCUUUGGUCUUUGCGGCAUGGACGUGAUCGUCCCUGGUGGACAGCACAUAUUCGCUCUGCCCAAUGGUGAAAUCGGUUACACAAAGCCCCAUUCAGGCUUUCCACCAUUGGAUUCAAUCGUUUGUCCCUUCCAAUACACCACUGAUGGAACUCCGAAUUGGGAAGGAAUUGGCCAUUUGAGUGCCAAUGCCACCAGAGCAUUUGGACCUCAUGGGCUACAAGCAUGUCCACAUAACGAUGGCCGGUAUCAAGUGCUUUUGGACUUCUCCAACUCCACUGGGUCAAAUGUGAACCGGACCGGGUGUCUACCGUUCGUUGCACUAGCGGUUGAUUACACUCAGGGAGUGGCCGCAUGGGAGUAUAUCUGA
This is a messenger RNA of Exophiala bonariae, 783 nucleotides long. RefSeq lists its product as uncharacterized. The record is from RefSeq and is a predicted model, not a curated record. The transcript has 2 exons. Lineage: Eukaryota; Fungi; Ascomycota; Eurotiomycetes; Chaetothyriales; Herpotrichiellaceae. The coding region runs from base 1 to 783 and encodes 260 amino acids.